This is a messenger RNA of Pteronotus mesoamericanus, 1635 nucleotides long. Its product is annotated as cytokine-like nuclear factor N-PAC. The record is from RefSeq and is a predicted model, not a curated record. Gene Ontology annotation, molecular function: NAD binding; NADP binding; oxidoreductase activity. Lineage: Eukaryota; Metazoa; Chordata; Mammalia; Chiroptera; Mormoopidae. Bases 1 to 1635 code for a protein of 544 amino acids. The transcript has a single exon.
AUGGCACCUGUGGGUCUGCGGCUCGGCGAUUUGGUGUGGGGGAAACUCGGCCCGUAUCCUCCUUGGCCGGCAAAGAUUAUUAAUCCGCCCAAGUGUUUGCGGAAACCACGUGGAAAGAAAUGCUUCUUCGUGAAGUUUUUUGGAAUGGAGGAUCACGCGUGGAUGGAAGUGGGGCAGCUAAAGCCAUAUCACGCGCAUAAGGAGGAAAUAAUAAAGAUUUACAAGGGAAAGCUGUUCCGGCGAGCUGUGGAUGAUGUGGAAGAGUUCAUCAGAACAGCCGUAGAGGAAAACCAGGCAGCAGCCCAGCGUUCUGCUGGUGGCAAGAAUCGGCGCAGCUCCAGUGGGGAGAGAAGUAGGCCCGGCUUGUGUGGGAAGAAGCGCAAGCUUAGCUUGUUUGAAAGCGUGCUGAAGAACGUGGGGGAAGGAAAGAAGACGGUGUCUUCAGGAUCUUCAGAGAGAGGCUCCAAGUCUCCUCUGAAAAGAGCGCGACGGCCGCGUCCCCAGAAGCGUGGGCGGCCCCCAAAGAAGAACGUUGCCAUUCCUGAGUCUAGUACCAUGAAGGAGACGAUGGCUAGACGCAUGGCCGCAUUUAAUGGGCAGCAGACUGUGAGCAGUGAGCCUGAUAAACACACAGACCUCCACUUCCGUCACUUCUCGCUCAGCCAAGCCGAGAAGCCGGCCCUCUGCUACCAGGGAAUCCCAAAGAUGCUGAAAAUACGUGAAGAGAAGAUUGGGUCCGUCUCCAUCCAGGCAGCAGACAGCACGAUCAUGAAUGGCAACAUCACGCCCACCGACAAAAAGAUAGGGUUUUUGGGCCCGAGCCUCAUGGGAAGAAGCAUGGUCUCCAACUUGCUAAAAACAGGUCACACGGUUACUGUCUGGAACCCGACUACAGAGGAAGAGGGGGCUUGCCUAGGAAGAACCCCCGCUGAAGUUGUUUCAGCUUGUGACAUCACCUUUGCCUGCACGGCAGAUCCAGAGGCAGCCAAGGAUCUGGUGCUGCGCCCCGGUGGUGUGCUGCAAGGGAUCUGCCCCGGUAAGUGCUACGUGGACAUGUCAACAGUGGAUGCUGACACAGCCGCCGAGCUGGCUCAGGUGAUCAUGUCCAGGGGAGGCCGCUUUCUGGAAGCAGCGGUCUCGGGCAACCGUCAGCUGCCUAAUAAUGAGAUGCUGGUGAUCUUAGCAGCCGGAGACAGGGCCUUAUAUGAGGACUGCAGCAGCUGCUUCCAGGCAAUGGGGAACGCCUUCUUUCUAGGUGAAGUUGGCAAUGCAGCCAAGAUGAUGCUGAUUAUGAACAUGGUCCAGGGGAGCUUCAUGGCCACCAUCGCUGAGGGGCUGACCUUGGCUCAAGUGACAGGUCAGUCUCCACAGACAUUCCUGGAUAUCCUCAAUCAAGGAAAAUUGGCCAGCAUCUUCUUAGACCCAAAGUGCCAAAAUACUCUUCAAGGAAACUUUAAGCCUGAUUUCUGCCUGAAAUACAUUCAGAAGAAUCUUCACUCAGCCAUUGCACUGGGCAAUGCCAUCAACCAUCCAACUCCAAUGGCAGCUGCAGCCAAUGAGGUAUACAAAAGAGCCAAGGACCUGAACCAGUCUGACAACGGUAUGUCUGCCCUAUACCAGGCCUACAUACGCUAA